AUGAAAUAGAGAUUAGUAACUUAAGCAGAUGAAGGACCUCAAGAUAAUUUCAUUCAAAAAUCAAAUUCCAUAUAGAAUCAAUUUCAAAUACUCUAAGUCGUCGGCAAUGGCACCUUCGGUAUGGUUUAUCUAGCAUUGGAUACAAAAACAAAUGAAAAAGUUGCUAUCAAGAAAGUAUUUUAGGAUAAACGCUAUAAAAACAGAGAACAUCUUAUUAUAUAGGAAUUAAAUCAUCCUUGCAUUGUAAAAUUAAGACAAGCAUUUUUCACCUAAGGAGACAAUUCCAAAAAUCCAGAUGACAUUUUUCUGAAUCUAGUAAUGGACUACAUUCCUGAAACCCUCAGUAAACUCAUUCGAAACUACAAAAAGAGCAAGACCCCAUUUCCAAAUGUUCUACUCAAAAUCUACAGUUAUUAAAUGCUAAGAGCAUUUGCUUAUUUAGAAGGAAUUGGGAUUUGCCAUCGUGAUAUUAAACCUCAGAAUAUAUUGGUUAAUCCAAAUACUCAUGUCUUAAAAAUUUGUGAUUUUGGGUCAGCAAAAAGAUUAGUACCUGGAGAACCAAAUGUGGCUUAUAUUUGUUCCAGAUAUUAUAGAGCUCCUGAAUUGAUAUUUGGAGCAACUGAAUAUACAACAUCUAUUGAUAUCUGGUCGAUAGGAUGUGUUAUCGUUGAGAUGCUUACUGGUGAACCACUCUUUCCUGGAGAGUCGGCUACUGAUCAACUUGUUGAAAUAAUCAAAAUAUUGGGUACUCCUACAAUUGAAUAAAUUAAAAAAAUGAAUCCUUAACAUUAAGAAUUUAAAUUCCCUUAGAUAAAGUGUCAUCCAUGGGCUAAAGUGUUUGCUAAAUAUAAGCCAGAACCUUUAUUUGUUGAUUUUGUUAGUAAAUUGCUUGUAUAUUCUCCAAAAGAAAGAUUGAAACCUUUGGAGGCUUUGCUUCAUCCAUAUUUCGAUGAGAUUAGAUAAGAAGGUUUCUCAAUCCCAAAUGUGUAAUUACCUAACUUUUUUGAUUUUCAAAAAGUGGAAUUGCAGAUCCAACCUGAAAUUGCCCAUAAAUUAAUCCCUUCCUGGUUCAAGUAAAAAUAGUGA
Messenger RNA from Paramecium tetraurelia, 1086 nucleotides. RefSeq lists its product as uncharacterized. The record is from RefSeq and is a predicted model, not a curated record. Gene Ontology annotation, molecular function: ATP binding; protein serine/threonine kinase activity. Gene Ontology annotation, biological process: protein phosphorylation; signal transduction. Lineage: Eukaryota; Ciliophora; Oligohymenophorea; Peniculida; Parameciidae. Gene Ontology annotation, cellular component: cytoplasm. The transcript is spliced from 7 exons.